Messenger RNA from Penicillium concentricum, 1569 nucleotides. Its product is annotated as Major facilitator superfamily domain general substrate transporter. Gene Ontology annotation, molecular function: allantoate transmembrane transporter activity; dipeptide transmembrane transporter activity. The coding region runs from base 1 to 1569 and encodes 522 amino acids. Gene Ontology annotation, cellular component: plasma membrane. The record is from RefSeq and is a predicted model, not a curated record. The transcript has 4 exons. Gene Ontology annotation, biological process: allantoate transport; dipeptide transport; tripeptide transport. Lineage: Eukaryota; Fungi; Ascomycota; Eurotiomycetes; Eurotiales; Aspergillaceae.
AUGCGAGCUGUCGUCUUGGAGUUUCUCAUUGUCUCUCUUUUCCGUGGCAUCGUUUCCACUAUGGACACAAUGACUCCCGACGCGACGCUGGAACAAGGGACGGACCAGACUAUGGCGAAAAGAGUACUGUGGAAAAUCGACAGACGACUGAUCCCACUACUCUUCACAACUUAUAUGUUCAACUUUAUGGAUAAGACCAUAUUGUCGAGCGCGUCUGUCUUCGGGUUGAGGGAUGAUACUGGUUUGGUGGGCCAGCAGUACAGCUGGGUAUCAUCGAUCUUCUACUUUGGCUACCUGGGAUGGGUAUAUCCAACAACUUUACUCAUCGCUCGUGUACCUGCCGCCAAAUACUUGACGGCCAAUACAUUUUUCUGGGGUGCUGUAGUGGCUCUCACUGCAGCCUGCACCAACUAUGGCGGUCUUAUAACAGUCCGCUUCUUGCUUGGAGUUGCUGAAGCGACCAUCACACCGGCGUUUAUGUUUAUUACCUCGACAUGGUACACGCGUGAUGAGAUUCCUACCAGGACAGGUCUCUGGUUUGCUGGAAACAGUGUCGGUGGUAUUCUUUCCAGUCUUCUAGCCUACGGCCUAGGUCACGUCAAAGACCACGUUGGGCCGUGGAGAUGGAUGUUCAUCGUCCUCGGCUGUGCAACCUUCCUCUGGUCAUUCGCUAUCUGGAUUCUACUACCCGACUCAAUCUCCAAGGCCAGCUUCCUAACAGAAGAGGAACGCCAGUUCGCAAGCAACAGAGCGGUCGUCGCAGGCACAGGCUCAACGGAAAAGACCGCUUGGAGAUGGGACCAGUUCCUUGAAUGCCUGAUGGAUCCAAAGACGUGGCUUAUCUUCGGGCUGGAGCUCUGCACACAAAUCCCCAACGGAGGAACGCAGAACUUUGCCAAUCUAGUGAUUGUCUCAUUCGGGUUCACAAGCCUGCAAUCGACGCUGAUCACCAUCCCUUACUCGAUCAUCACCAUCGCCGCAAUCACCGGAUCGGGCUGGCUAGCCGGUCGUUUCCGCCACAUGAACUGUUUGCUGGUCGUAGCGGUUGUGCUCCCUUGCGUCGUCGGCAGUGCGAUCAUCUACUCCCGCGAACAUAUCGUCUUGGGGGUGCAGUUAUUUGGAUAUUUCCUCUUGUCGACUGGACCUGCGGCAAUGCCGCUUGCUUUGUCGCUCGUACAGUCCAAUUACCGUGGAGUCACUAAGAAAAUGACUGUCACUGCAAUGCUCUUCCUGGCUUACUGUGCUGGAAACAUUUCGGGGCCUCAGUUCUUCCUUAGUCACGAGGCGCCGCAUUAUAACACUGCUUUCCGCACGAUUAUGAUUUGUUAUGCCCUAGCUGUUGUGCUGGCGUUGGCUUUGCGGUUCUAUCUGCAGUGGUUUAAUGCUCGUCGUGUGCGCCUGGAGGGAUUUGUGGGUAGUUCUGGAAAUGCUGGUGCUGUUGGUGGGAAGGCGUUGGAUACUGAUGAUUCGAAGAAUGUGGCGGAUAUGGUGAAUCAAGUCCAACUGGUAUCGGAUGACUAUGAGGAUGUUACGGACUGGAAGACACCAGGCUUCAGAUAUCGUUACUAA